GUUCCAGCAAGCCCUAGGGUUUUAGGGUUCUGCUACGAACAAUGUCACAGGACGAGUAUGGAGUUCUUCUCUACUACAGGUACACCUCCAUCCCUGAUCUGGACAACCUUCUCUCCUUCUACGAGUCCAACUGCAGCUCACUUGGUCUUCUCGGCCGAGUUCGUCUCUCUCCCAACGGCGUAAAUGUCACCGUUGGUGGGCAGUUUGUAUCUUUGGAGAAGCACAUUGAUGCUGUGAAGUCCAAUAGUUUGUUUGAAGGGACUGACUUCAAGCUUGCUUCUUGCCAUUACCCUUUGGAUGACAAGGUUGCUCGUGAAUGUGGGUUCACUUCUCUUUCAAUUCGGAUCGUCGAGGAAUUGGUUACUUUCAGUUCUUAUCCGCUGCUGAAACAUCCAGAGGUUUCUAAUGCUGGGAGGCAUCUAUCUGCUGCGGAAUUCCAUUCUGUUCUUCGGAGUGCAGGACAAAUUGGAGGGGAUGGGAUUGAUGAUAAGCAGCUAGUCCUACUAGACGCAAGAAAUUUAUAUGAGACAAGAAUAGGCAAGUUCCAUGUGCCACAUGUUGAAACGCUGGAUCCAGGAAUCAGGCAGUAUAGUGAUUUGCCCAGCUGGAUAGAUGACAAUGCAGAACAAUUGAAGGGAAAAAAUGUCCUCAUGUAUUGCACUGGAGGAAUCCGGUGUGAGAUGGCAUCAGCUUAUAUCAGGUCAAAAGGUGCAGGAUUUGAGAAUGUGUUUCAGUUAUUUGGGGGAAUACAACGUUAUUUGGAACAAUAUCCUGAUGGUGGUUUCUUUAAAGGGAAGAACUUUGUAUUUGAUCACCGAAUUUCAGUUGGGAGCUCAGAUCCAAAUAUAAUGGGCACCUGCCUUCUUUGUGGCACUUCAUUUGAUGAUUAUUCUUCACGUUGCCGAUGCAUUCACUGCAGAAUGCUUGUUCUGGUCUGUGAUAGUUGUCAGCAGAUAAAUGAUGGUGUGUAUGUUUGUGAGCUCUGCCAGAAACAUGGUAAGGGUAUUGAGUCAAUUCCAUCCAUUAAGAAUAGCAAGUCUGAAGCAGCACUGGAUCAAAAUGGGCAGAAAAAACUUUCUUCAGAUUCCAAACUCUCAUCUCAGCUGUCUUCAAAACAUGCUAGCGGGCCUCCAAGGAAGCUAAGAAUCUUAUGUUUGCAUGGAUUCAGGCAAAAUUCCUCCAGCUUCAAAGGAAGAACAGCAUCAUUAGCCAAGAAACUUAAAAGCCUUGCUGAACUUGUUUUUGUUGAUGCACCUCAUGAGUUACCAUUCGUCUACCAGCCUUCUUCAACAGAACCAGAUGGCAGUUCAUCUCUGGCCUCACAAAAUCCCCCACCAUCAGAGAACUGCAGGAGGAAGUAUGCGUGGUUGGUUGCACCUGAUUUCAUUGAAAAAAAUGAUACUGAUUGGAAAAUAGCCAAUCACCCAUUUGACCCUCUCCAGUAUCAGGGACAAACAGAUGGCUUUGACUUAUCACUAUCAUAUUUGAAGAGAGUAUUCUCUGAGGAAGGACCCUUUGAUGGGAUUCUGGGAUUUUCACAGGGAGCUGCAAUGGCUGCUUCCGUUUGUGCACGGCAACAGAGGCUAAAGGGUGAAAUUGAUUUCAGAUUUGCGAUAUUAUGCUCUGGAUUUCCUCUUCCAAUACCAGAGUUGGAUCAAGGAACAAUUAAUUGUCCUUCGCUUCACAUAUUUGGCAGUGAGCCGGGGAAGGACAGGCAGAUCACCAGCCAGGCGAGCAGAAACCUUGCAUCAUUAUUUGAAGACGGUUGUUCUGUUGUCAUUGAACAUGAAUCUGGACACAUCAUUCCAACUCGUUCUCCUUACAUCGACAACAUUAAGAACUUCCUUCAACGAUUUCUCUGAUGACAUUAAGCCUGUUUCUUUAAUCAGGAUAAUGUCUGACAUCCGUGCUGUUUUUGUAUGCCUUAACACCUCUGCCUAGACUAAUGUAUUCUACUGGGUUCUUUUAAAGCAAUUCAGAUGUCUUUUAAGUGCUUGACUUGUGUAUUUGAUUGGUUUUUCAUCUGCUUUUACCUUGUUCAAAUGUAGAUUUAUCCUUGUGCUCUAAUAUCUAAAAGGACUAGUUUUUUUCUUGAAAACAUUAAAAAUUAGUUGUUUGA
Messenger RNA from Rubroshorea leprosula, 2119 nucleotides. The record is from the annotation of a GenBank genome assembly. Lineage: Eukaryota; Viridiplantae; Streptophyta; Magnoliopsida; Malvales; Dipterocarpaceae.